Molecule: messenger RNA, 2923 nt
Organism: Parasteatoda tepidariorum (common house spider)
Lineage: Eukaryota; Metazoa; Arthropoda; Arachnida; Araneae; Theridiidae
Product: calcium-activated chloride channel regulator 1
Source: RefSeq, a predicted model, not a curated record
AUAUUUUAAAAUUUCGUUCACAGGAAAAACUCUGGCAAGAGAAUGGUUGAAAUAUCGAUAUGGAGUUUUUGAUGAAAAUGGUUUUCUAGAUGAUCCUAUGUAUCCCACGCAUUACACCAUUCCCGGCAGUGACGAAAUUCAUAUUACUGACUGCACAUCUCCAAAAAUAGGUUAUUCAAUCAUGGAUUCCCAGAACAACAGUUGUGUUUUGACAUCCGAAACAGCUAACAAUUGCUCAAUUCACCCCCAUGAGGAAGAUGUGACAUCAUCUUUAAUGUUUUACCAUGAAAAACUGCCACAGUUGGACCACGUCUGUGGUAAAGAGGACCGAAUUCACAAUGUUGGUUCUCCUAACAAGCAAAAUCUCAUUUGUUCAUAUAAAAGCAUAUGGGAAGUUAUUGAGACAUCUGAGGAUUUUAAGUCUGUUCAAGCGGAUGAUGAGGUUACAGAUGAAGAAAUCAAGUUUUCCUUUGUUCAGGAAAGUGAAUUAAGACUUGCUGUCGCUUGGCAAGAUACCAAAAGUUUACUAACUCAGGGAAGAACUAUUUUAAAAGUUGUUCAGAAACUGAUGUUUGACAUCCCUGAUGGCAGCAGAGUCGCUCUUUACAGUUUUAAAGAUACAUUGAAUGAACACGUACCUUUUAGAGAAAUUACUGAAACAACUCGAACGUCUUGGGCAACAAAUUCCAAUUUUGGAAGCACCGUGGAUGGGCAACCACUGCUUGCUGUCCACAAAGCUGUCAACGAUAUGCAAGCCAACGAUGAGGCAGACAAGCCAGGAAUAAUUGUUUUGUUUACUAAUUCCAAUCCUGCUGAAGACGCUGAUUUGGUUGAAAAAUUGAAAAACUCGAAACUGUGCUUAUAUGUAAUUGGACUACCAGGAAUUUCUGAAGAAGCUUGGAGUGCUUUCCUUGAUGCAUCAUCCUGUAGUUCAUUGUUGCAAAUAACCGAUUCAUCCAUUUCUGAUGCCGUAGAGACAUAUAAGAAUUUGUACAGCGCUGUACAAUCAAUUCUACCUGGGAGAGAUGACUCUAAGAUACACACAGUUUCAGCAAGUAUGCUUCCUCCUGAAGAAGUCCUGCCCAUCCCUACUGAUCCUAUAGCAAAGAAAUUUACGGUGUGGAUUUUCCAUUCAGUUGAAUUUGAGUGCUCCGUUAAUCUGACUACAGAAGUUCAGUCAUCCUUUUUGGUUUCUUAUUCUUUUGAACCACAAAAUGAUACAGUGGAAUGUAGAUUGAAGGAUAUUGCUGAAGGCUCUUACUUGGUUCACGUUCAGUUGACCACUGAAGGAGGUGAAUCUUUCAAUAACAAAGUCUGGUUUCAGGAUACAACACCAUCUGAUUCAGAAGAACAAAUGCCAUAUAUUAUUUAUGCCAAGAUAUCUUAUGGAGAGUAUCCUGUUCGAGAUGCUGAUGUUCGAGCAGAAGUUCUCUCGCCAAGUGGUGAUAAAGUAAUUCUUACAUUAGGUGAUGAUGGCCGCGGAGAUCCUGAUGUUACUCAAUAUGAUGGAAUAUACAGUAAAUAUUUUACGAAGUUAGAUUCUCAGGGUACCUAUCAAGUGACAAUAACAGCAACAGGAAAAGCAAAUGCGAGCAAAAAUGGUCAAGACCUCUGCUGUGGAAGCGCUAUUGUAAGUGACUCGUUCGAACUGACUGAGCUUAAAUGGACAGAACAGACAAGUUUCACUGUAUCUAAAAAUAAGAGCAAGGAUGGAUACAAGCCAUCUAGAGUGACUGACCUAAGGGUGGAAUCCUUGAAUCUGCCAGACAGCCUUACUCUCAAGUGGACAGCACCUGGAGGAGAAAUGGAUGAAGGAAAAGCAUCCAACUAUCAGUUCCUUUUGUUUUGCCAACUUCAAGACUGCCGCGAUGGUAUACUACCGAACUGGAUAAGCUUUCCGAACAAAAUUGAAAAACCAAAAGACUCUGGAAAAGACGAAGCUGUAAAAGUUGAGUUUUACCAAGGCAAACCAGAUAACAUUACUGUUUACUUGACACUGAAAACAGAAAAUCAUAAUCACCAAUUUAGUGAAGAAUCCAAUCGCGUUUACAUAAAACUCACACCAAAUGAUCCCCAAGAAACUACAACUUCCAUAAUUACAGAAGAUGACUCCAAGGGAUUCCGAGGUCCAACAGCUGGUAGUAUCGUUGCAUACGUUAUCAUUGGCUUAGCUAUUUUAAUGCUAAUUUGUGGGAUCGUUUAUUUUCUGUUGGACAGGACCAGGCGUGGCAGAGCUUUGGAAGAGUUGAACACUCCAGCAGCUUUUAUGAGCGUAGAUAGUAGUGGAGAGAUUUUCUCUUUUAAGAACGUAGCGCCACCUGCUGAAAAUCCCAUCAGGCGAGCAGAAUCUAUUCCGGUUGUGCUUUACACUCAUGAUCAAAUAAAAGACUUCAAAAAUAAAACAAAGCAGCCUCCUCUCUACCGAUCAGAUGUAGAACCUAAACCAUGGGUCAGCCUGAACGCUUUAACGGAUAGGAAUGGAAGUUCAAGUAGUAACAGUACAAUAAAUGUUGGGGAUGGUAAGACUCAAUCAGGUGAAAUCAGACAGUUAAAUGAUAUGACAACAAUACCACUCCGUGACAAAAAUUCUAGGUUUUAAACAAAAACAAUAAAUGCAGAGGUGCUCUCUAUUAUUAAAUUAUGAUGACAGUAAUGAUUUAGGAGCAAGUAUUGAAGAUAGAACACUGAAUUUGAGAUAAAAUGAAUAAUAAUGGUUUAUGAUCAGGGAAUAAUAAUGAUUAAAACCGAAAUAUGUGAGAAAAAAAACUGUGAAGAGAAGAAAUUAAGCUUCCUAGGCUGACUUUAACUAGAAUGAAAUUUGAAAAAUGUUAGAUGAUCUGAAUGUGGAUUGGUUGAUCAAUGUUGAUUCUUCUUUUUUUUUUGUAAAAAUUUUGUUUGUAGUAAAUUAUCUAGUUAAAAAAUU